This is a messenger RNA of Penicillium longicatenatum, 1002 nucleotides long. RefSeq names its product cardiolipin synthase. Lineage: Eukaryota; Fungi; Ascomycota; Eurotiomycetes; Eurotiales; Aspergillaceae. Gene Ontology annotation, biological process: cardiolipin biosynthetic process. The record is from RefSeq and is a predicted model, not a curated record. Gene Ontology annotation, cellular component: membrane; mitochondrion. The coding region runs from base 1 to 1002 and encodes 333 amino acids. The transcript has 5 exons. Gene Ontology annotation, molecular function: cardiolipin synthase activity.
AUGUUUCCUAUUACGGUAUCGCAAAUGCUGCGGCCUUUCCCAGCAGCUCGGGGUUCCCGGCCCCUCUAUGGCCCUAUCCGACUUCAUAUGCAGGCUCGAGGGGAUGCGCUACGCCCUCAAUGCAUGUCCACGUUGAUAAAUAGCUCAUCGCCAGGCCAGUUGUCAACUAGGCCUUUGCAACCCCGCAGCUGCCUAGUCUCGGCUCCAAGGAUAUCGUUACUGGGCAAUCGCAGAUGGACAUCAUCAAAACCGACCGGCGAGCCCCAAGAGCCUCAAUCAGAAGACUCCAAACCCACGACUGCUGCAAAGCGCCUAUUGUCUAAGCUACCCAUGGGGAAAAGCCAUGAGAAUAUCUACACCGUUCCCAAUAUUCUCACCUUUACUCGGUUAGUGGCGGCACCUGUGGUGGGGUAUCUGCUUGUCCACGACUACCAUGCAGCCGCUUUGUCCCUAUUCGCGUAUGCAGGCAUUACCGAUCUGGUCGACGGGUGGAUUGCCCGAAAGUAUCACCUGCAGACAGUUGUGGGAACCAUUAUUGACCCUAUGGCUGAUAAACUGCUGAUGACGAUCGGAGUGGCGUGUCUGGCGGUGAAUGGGUCGCUUCCUAUUUGGCUGGCCGUUAUUAUUCUUGGUCGUGACAUUGGACUGGCCAUCUCGGCAAUCUAUUACCGAUGGAUUUCUCUCCCUGCUCCGAAGACUAUGGCUCGGUACUGGGAUUUCUCGCUUCCAUCUGCCGAGGUCAAGCCUACCGAAAUAUCCAAGAUCAAUACUGCCCUGCAGCUGGUGUUGGUAGGCACCGCCAUUGGACUUCCUGUGGUUCCCGAGGCUUUCAUUAGUGCUUGGCAUUUGCAGGAGGCUAUGACUGGAUUCCAGUACCUUGUGGCGGGUACAACCAUCUGGUCGGGCCUGAGCUACGUCUUGUCUAAUAAUGCGGUGAAGAUCCUGACUAAUGAGGAGAUCCAGAGACGGAUUGCUGCAGCGGCUGCGAAGAGAAAGCCUUGA